Molecule: messenger RNA, 1077 nt
Organism: Stegodyphus dumicola
Lineage: Eukaryota; Metazoa; Arthropoda; Arachnida; Araneae; Eresidae
Gene: mRpS31
Product: mitochondrial ribosomal protein S31
Cellular component (GO): mitochondrial small ribosomal subunit
Molecular function (GO): structural constituent of ribosome
Source: RefSeq, a predicted model, not a curated record
GAAUAUUUAUUAAUAACUGUGUGUUUUUAAGCCCUCCAGAUGAAGAGCUUAAACUGGCUGUGAAAGCUGUUGCUAGUAAUAUAAAAGGUGAUCCUGAAACAAUAGAAUCUGAGCUACAACAAAAAUUAACUUCAAUAAAUCUUAUCAAAGAAGAACAUGCAGAAGAACUUUCCAAAAAAGAGGAGGAGGAUGCUGAAAAGAAGGCAGAAUCCAUAUUAAAUGAAAAAGCAAACAAAAAUUUAAUGUCAUCUGUGGAAAAAAUAGCAUCCACUGUAACAGAAAGUCCAGCACAAUCUGAAUUAACAAAUAGGCUUUUGAGGCUAAACCUUGAAAGCAAAAUUUCAGCAGAGCAAAGGAAAUCUGUAUCAGAAACGCUUUCUGGUAUGAAAAUAGAAAGGAAACCUUUGGAUAUUCAUGAACAAGAAAGAGCUACUGAUCAGGUAAGCUCUUCAAGGAGAAGAUUUGAAUUGAAAAGAACUGCAGAUGUAAGAGAUCCAUCAAAAACAAGAUAUGAACUGAGACCUUCUGAUCAGAUAGAUUCAUUAAGGACAAAAUCUGUACCUAUGAGGCCACAAAUGAAACAGAAGAUAGAUCUUUUCGGUUCAUCUCCUUUAGGUAUAUUUCCUUCACCUGCUGGUGAAACAGUUGGUGCAAAGAAUGCAUUAUGGGAAAAGCUACAGGAAAAAGAAAUGAGAUUGUUAGUUCAAUUUGCUCCUACGAAUGCUUUUGAAGAAAUGAUUUUAUGGACAGAACAAGGAAAACAUUGGAAGUUCCCAAUUGAUAAUGACAUUGAUAUGGGUGCUGAAGAAAAUGUUGGUUUCCAUGAACAUGUAUUUCUUGAGCGUCACCUUCAUGGUUUUCCCACUAAAGGGCCUAUUCGUCACUUUAUGGAACUUGUAGUUGUUGGACUAUCAAAAAAUCCUUAUAUCACAGUAGACAGGAAGAUUGAAAAUAUAAACUGGUUCAGAGACUAUUUCAGAGAGAAAGAAGAUAUUCUUAAAGAAGCUGGGGUUUUAGAAGGAUAAUUCUUUAAAGCACUGUACAGUAGAUUUAAUAAAUAUGUUUACUAUUUGAAAA